UGCCUUGCUUGCCCCGUGGCACUGACUUGCACCCACAUGGGUAAUGAGCCCUGUCUGUUCUCUGCCCCCUGCUUCCUUCUCCUGGCUGAUGGUGCCACUCUCCCCCCGGGCCAGGAGGGUUAUUUUUAACUGUUUGCCAUGUGCUGCCUGAGCACAAUUAAGGUAAUUGGUUUGGGAGCCUGGCUCUCACACAACGCUCCCAAUUACCUGCCUGCCUGCCCGUGCAGCCCCCCGCCUCCCUGCCCGCCGUGGCCGGCUCCUCUGGCAGGGGGACUGUCGGGACAGAGCUGCCCCAGAUAGCACAGUGGGGCUGGGCGGGGGGCACAAGUGGGCACAGGGGAUGGAGCCAUGGAGAAGACAUCCCUGCACAACGACAGCCUGCUCUAUGCCUCCCUGAUUGCCAUCCUCCUCCUCAUCUCCUAUUGGUUCACCACUCGCUGCUUCAAAAUCAUCAGCGGCAUUGAAGGCAAUCCGCCAGUCCAAACUAAAAAAGCGCUGAAGCAGCGAUUCCUCAAACUGCUGCCCUGCUGCCGGCCCAAAUCCAUCCCCUCGCUCAGCGAAAACAGUGUUGAGGAUGAGUUUGAGCUCUCCACCGUCUGCCACCGCCCCGAGGGGCUGGAUCAGCUUCAGGAGCAGACCAAGUUCACCCGAAAAGAGCUGCAGGUCCUGUACCGAGGCUUCAAAAAUGAGUGCCCGAGCGGCAUUGUCAACGAAGAAAACUUCAAGCAGAUCUAUUCACAGUUCUUCCCUCAGGGAGACUCCAGCACGUACGCCAGCUUCCUCUUCAAUGCCUUUGACACCGACCAUGAUGGGUCUGUCAGCUUUGAGGACUUUGUGUCUGGGCUGUCCACCAUCCUGCGAGGCACCAUCGAUGAUCGCCUGAACUGGGCCUUCAACCUCUAUGACCUGAACAAAGAUGGCUGCAUCACCAAAGAGGAAAUGCUGGACAUCAUGAAGUCCAUCUACGACAUGAUGGGCAAAUAUACCUACCCGGCCAUGCGGGAGGAAGCGCCCCGGGAGCAUGUGGAGAACUUCUUCCAGAAAAUGGACCGGAACAAGGACGGUGUGGUGACAAUUGAGGAGUUCCUGGAAUCCUGCCAGAAGGACGAGAACAUCAUGCGGUCCAUGCAGCUCUUCGACAGUGUGAUUUAGCUCCCAGACCUGCCUCCAGCUGAGCGCUCCUGACACUGGGCCCAGAACCUGCUUCUCUCUCUCGACUUUUCCUUCGAGCCUCCCCUCCACUGGCUGCACAGACACCCCCGCAGGAAGGGACCUCCCUUUCCGGAGAUGCAGUCAGCGCUGAGAUCUUCCCUUUCCCCUGAGCCGGCUCUACUUUCCUCGGGGGAUCCCAAGCAGGUGCUCCCAGACAUCGGAGCAUGGGCAUGGCUGGCACAGGAUGAGCACUCCACCUGGAUGGAUCUCCCUGCACCCAUUCCUGGUGCAGAAACUGCAGCCUUGGGCUGCAAUAGAGGGUUUUCCCCAUGCACACCACCCCAUGCAGCUCCCCUAAUCCUGAUCCUCCCCAGCCCCAGGAGCCCCCAGUCCCGGCUCCAGGCCAAACCCUCCAGUGAUGCUGUCUAGAAAUCACUAAAGUCUUGCAAAGGGCCCCAGUGCCUUGGCUUCCUCCCCUGCCCUGGCCAUGUCCUGCCAUGGGGAGCAUGUCCAGCGUGCCAGCCACCCUCCCUGUCCAGACAUUGGGCCAGUGGGUGGGCGGAGGGACCAUGCCUGGAGAAGGCAGCCGCAUGGACACCUGGGACUCAUUGCUGCAUGAACUGUGGGGAGCAUCCCCUGAUCCCAAGGGUUCAAGUUAGACCUAGGAGGCUCAUCCUGACAAGGGGAGAGGGGAGACUAAAGGAACCCCGAGGUGACUUCUUGUGGCACAGGUCCCCCAGAAUGAAGGAUGCAAGACUGAAAGGGCUGCAACCUCAGCCCCUGUCCCUUGAGUUCAGGGUGCUGGCACACAGGGACCUCAGGGAACCACUUUGAGGCUCCAGUCAAGAGGUACCCUUUCCAACCCUUCCUGAGGACACGGAAGCCAGGGUAUGAGGACACAUAAAAGAAGGAGAUGUGCUGGGCUCUGGUGGCUGUCCUGGCCCUUAGAGCUCACAGCCAUGCUCUUGGCAUCGUUCGCUGCUCCCAGGCCCAGGCUCAUCCCGGCCCACCUGCUGCCCAGGGGCUGGGGAAUAAGCAAUGGGACAGAGAGGUGUCCCCACAGGCAUAGCCCUGUGCUGGGGACGUGGUUGAGCUGGCAGCUCCUGGGAGAGAUAGCUGAGGCUGGGGACAGCCAGAUUGCCAUGCUGCUGGCAGGCUGGAGGGUCACCUUGGGGCAGGAGGGGCUCAUCCCCAUCUCCCAGCAUGGCCAGAUGAGAGCCUGCUUGGGGACCCUGGUGCUCCCCACAUCCUUGUCACCACCAGCUCCUUGGAGCUGGAUGUGUGCAGGCAAGCCUGUCCUACCCACAUACCACUUCAAGUUGUAGCUGAGUGAUGCCCAUGUGUUAAUGAUCCCAUGCCAAUGCCAGAGGCCCUCCACAGGCAUUGGGAAUGUACCCAGCCUUGGCAGUCCCUGACUGUGGCUCUAGUAUCUGUAUCCUUAGCAGCCAAGGGUGAUUUGGGCUGGCCUAAACUGCAGUGUCUGGGAUCAACUGGGAAGGAGUGCAGGGCCAGCACCCACGUCAGGCUGGGCCCCAGACCCAGGCUGAGCCCCUGGUGUUGGAGACAUUAGAAUUCCCUCCUGGGGCUCUGAGCCAAAGCUACGGGGCCACUCCCCAGCGGGACCAUCCUUAUCCCAUCCCUUGUAGAUAUGAUGUGUUUUUUAGGUUCAUUCAACACAUUAUUCACCUUGCAGAAAUGACGUGGUUUUUUAGGUUCAUUCAACACACCCUUCAUCUUGCAGACCUGUUCCCAGGUUUGUUGUGGGGCUGAGCUCCCACUUGCAUUCUCUCAAGGGUGGGAGGGCAGGUAUCCCAAACCUUACCCCUUGCGUCCCUUUCUCCCUGUUCUCCCUCCUCCCAGGCUCUCUGGGGUGCCCACAAUCCCCCUCCCACACGGAGCAGAUGCCGCCUUCUCCCUCACGCUGUAGGUCGCAUGGAGUGACCCCCUGCCCCGGGGCAUGGUGACCCACAACCCGCUUGGCAUCUCCAGUCUGUAUAUUUUGUAUUAUAACAAUUAUAUGGGUAAAAAACCCCCAAACAAACAAACAAACAAACCAAUAAAAUCUAACCACAGUCGCUAUGCACA
This is a messenger RNA of Corapipo altera (White-ruffed manakin), 3237 nucleotides long. RefSeq names its product potassium voltage-gated channel interacting protein 2 (gene KCNIP2). The record is from RefSeq and is a predicted model, not a curated record. Gene Ontology annotation, biological process: regulation of potassium ion transmembrane transport. The coding region runs from base 349 to 1152 and encodes 267 amino acids. Gene Ontology annotation, cellular component: voltage-gated potassium channel complex. Gene Ontology annotation, molecular function: potassium channel regulator activity; calcium ion binding. Lineage: Eukaryota; Metazoa; Chordata; Aves; Passeriformes; Pipridae. The transcript is spliced from 9 exons.